AUGUUCAAGAGCGGCCUUUCCUCCUUUGCCCGCGCAGCUCGGCCUGCCCUCACUCCUCGCAGCGCCCUCAGGCCAUCACAUCUUCGAUAUCCUGUUACCAACAGGUGGGCCAGCACUGCCAGCGUUGGCAAUGGCAAGAUUCACCAGGUCAUCGGUGCCGUCGUCGAUGUCAAGUUCGACACUGCCAAGCUCCCCCCCAUUCUUAAUGCCCUCGAGACCGACAACAAUGGCCAGAAGCUAGUUCUUGAGGUGUCGCAACAUCUUGGCGAGAAUGUUGUCCGCUGCAUUGCCAUGGACGGUACCGAGGGUCUUGUCCGAGGCGCCAGCGCUCUCGACACUGGUGCUCCCAUCACCAUUCCCGUCGGCCCUGCCACUCUUGGCCGUAUCAUGAACGUCACCGGUGACCCGAUUGACGAGCGUGGCCCCAUCAAGUCUGAGAAGAGGCGUCCCAUUCACGCCGAGGCUCCCGAGUUCACCGACCAGUCCACCACCGCCGAGAUUCUCGUCACUGGUAUCAAGGUCGUCGAUCUCCUCGCCCCCUACGCUCGUGGUGGAAAGAUUGGUCUCUUCGGUGGUGCUGGUGUCGGUAAGACUGUGUUCAUUCAGGAGCUUAUCAACAACAUUGCCAAGGCCCACGGUGGUUACUCUGUCUUCACUGGUGUCGGUGAGCGUACCCGUGAGGGUAACGAUCUGUACCACGAAAUGCAGGAAACCUCCGUCAUUCAGCUUGAUGGCGAGUCCAAGGUCGCGCUUGUCUUCGGUCAGAUGAACGAGCCCCCUGGUGCCCGUGCCCGUGUCGCUCUUACUGGUCUUACCGUUGCCGAGUACUUCCGUGAUGAGGAGGGUCAGGAUGUGCUUCUCUUCAUUGACAACAUUUUCCGAUUCACUCAGGCCGGUUCCGAGGUGUCUGCCCUUCUCGGUCGUAUUCCCUCUGCCGUCGGUUACCAGCCCACUCUCGCCGUAGACAUGGGUGCCAUGCAGGAACGUAUUACCACCACCAAGAAGGGUUCGAUUACCUCCGUCCAGGCCGUGUACGUGCCCGCUGACGACUUGACUGAUCCCGCCCCCGCCACUACCUUCGCUCACUUGGACGCCACCACUGUGUUGUCUCGUGGUAUCUCCGAGUUGGGUAUCUACCCCGCCGUCGACCCUCUUGAUUCCAAGUCCCGUAUGCUCGACCCCCGUAUCGUCGGUGACGAGCACUACGAGAUUGCCACCCGUGUCCAGCAGAUUCUCCAGGAGUACAAGUCUCUCCAGGAUAUCAUUGCCAUUCUUGGUAUGGACGAACUUUCCGAAGCCGACAAGCUCACCGUCGAGCGUGCCCGUAAGAUCCAGCGUUUCCUUAGCCAGCCCUUCACUGUCGCCGAGGUCUUCACUGGUAUCGAGGGUAAGCUCGUCGACCUUAAGGACACCAUCGCGUCCUUCAAAGCCAUCCUUAACGGUGAGGGUGACGCCCUUCCCGAGAACGCCUUCUACAUGGUUGGCGACUUCGCGUCCGUCAAGGAGAAGGCCGCGAAGAUUCUUGCGGAGCUGGAGAAGAACUAA
Scedosporium apiospermum is the source of this 1545-nucleotide messenger RNA. RefSeq names its product Sodium-transporting two-sector ATPase. Bases 1 to 1545 code for a protein of 514 amino acids. The transcript has 7 exons. Gene Ontology annotation, molecular function: ATP binding; proton-transporting ATP synthase activity, rotational mechanism; ATP hydrolysis activity. Gene Ontology annotation, biological process: proton transmembrane transport; proton motive force-driven mitochondrial ATP synthesis. NCBI's taxonomy places the organism in Eukaryota, Fungi, Ascomycota, Sordariomycetes, Microascales, Microascaceae. The record is from RefSeq and is a predicted model, not a curated record.